Molecule: messenger RNA, 2445 nt
Organism: Alternaria burnsii
Lineage: Eukaryota; Fungi; Ascomycota; Dothideomycetes; Pleosporales; Pleosporaceae
Exons: 1
Coding region: 1-2445 (814 amino acids)
Source: RefSeq, a predicted model, not a curated record
AUGGCGAGCCCACAGGAGAUGCAGCCUACUGUCGAGGACUGCUUCUCCGAUGACAGCGAAGGCGGCUCUAUUCCUUUCCAGGGCCGGCGCUCGCCCAAUGCCGCUAACGUCUCCACCAAGCGCUCGCACCCAUCCGACUUGGAUAAAGAAAUGCCGCCCGCUCAGGAGAGGGCGCCGACCAACAUCGACCUUCGCUCCGACUCAGGGUACAGCAGCUACACCACCGCCACCGUCAGCAGCACUAAUUCCGCUCAAAGUGCUCCUCCCCAACGCAGCAGCCCGCCCCAGGUGCCUGCUGCUCCAGUCCCUCCUCAGCAAGAGGCUCCCAAGAUCCGCCGACGCCCUACCGUCUCAGAGUCGACCAAGCCCUCCUCCAAGGCUUCGUCCCGACCCAAGUCAAUCUCCCGCACUGCCUCGACCUCGUCCAAGCCCCCAGCCAUCAUCCAGCAACGCGAACGCCGGCCGACCGUUACCCAGGAUCCUCGCCCGGACCACAGAGAUCGUCGUGAUAGCAGAGUCGAACCGGAAUGUGCCGACCCCAGGCGCACCAAGUACGACCCCAACGCGCCUGCCCCAGCUCUCCGUCGUCAUAACAUCCGCCCUGAGAUUCACCCAUCUCAAUCCGCUCGCGACGUCCAUCGCCCUUCCCAAGAAGACACCCGCUCAAUGCGUUCUGAUCCCACCCCCUCCCCGUACUACCCGGACCAGCGCCAGUCCUACUACUCACACGCUGGUGCCGUUAUCCAGCCAGCCACGACACGUCCCCGUCGUCCCUCUGUGUCUCGACCCGUCAGCUACAGCGGUGAGCCUGGAUCCCAGUACCACUGGACUCAGGGAGCGCCUGGAGGCUAUGCAGGCCACCCGCAAGACCAUGGGCCGCCCCUUUCCCAGUCUGCGCUUUACCGUCAAAGCUAUUCAGGCCAGAUGGGCCCCCCACCCGGACCAUAUGGAGCGGCACCUGUAUACCACCCUCAGUACGGCUACGGGAUGCCCCCGUCUUACGACGGCAUGCAAAGGCCAGGCAUGACACACCGCAACUCGACCAAUAUUGCACGCAAUGGACCUGCACCACCCCUUGUCAUCGACCAAGCUCCGCGUGAUCAGUAUUCGGCAAGGCGCGGCCAGCCUCAGAGCGCCACACAGCCCAGGUUUCCACCCCAGAAGCAGCUCCAGGGCGAGGCCUACGAGAGUUACAGCGAAUCUGAGAGUGCAUCGUCUGACGAAGACGACGACUAUGAAGCCGAGCCCCAUCCCGACGAUCGCUAUGCCCAGCGUGCGCUCAUGCCGCCUCCUCCCCCAAAGCUUGAGCGGACCAAGUCCAAAGCGAAGCCCAAGAGCAAGAGCAAGAAACUGCAGCGUCCAUCCAUCUCCCACGCCUACACCACCUCGGAGGUCGAGCAAGUUCGUGCUGACCGCCGCAAGUCCCAGCCUGUCGUUGUCAACCACGACCACCCUACCAGCCGUCACCGUACAACCAAGAGCACAAACGAACCGUCUCGCCGACAGUCAGUCAGCCGACCUCCUCCUCCACCACGUGAAAUUCAAACCGAAUAUCCCGCCAGAGGUGGCCAGGUCUAUGUGCACGACAGCACUAAGGCUGAGCGGCGCCGAUCAGCUCAUUACGGAAAGUCUUAUAACGACAGACAUGCCGAGGCCAGGGAAUAUGAACGCCUCGAAGCUGAAGCCAACGCUAAAGCUGAUGCUAGGGCUAGACGCGAGGCCGAGAAAGCCGAGGCGCGAUACCAGGCUGAGCAGGAGCGCAAACGUGAAAAGCGUAACUCAAAGGUCUAUUACCAACCUCCCGCCGCGUUCGACAGUAGCGACGAGUAUGAGUCCGAAGUCGAGGCUCCCAUCCCCGAAGCUCCAGCUCCUCCUCGCCGCCGCCGUCCUACUGAUGCGGAAGGUCGCAAGGUCAAAGAGCGUGCUCCACCGAAGGCCAGGCGAGACGAGAUGAAAGCGUUGGAAUACAUCAACAACCAACGCGGUACUGAUGCUCCGUUGAUCGACCACAUCCACAGUGCCGCAAAGAGAGCUUCUAGGGUACCGUCAAUACCCUCUCAUUCUGGCUCCUCUGGAAGCGACAGGCACACGGCCGUCACCAGCAACGGCAACAACGAGAUUCGCCUUAGAGUAGACGCAAAUGCCCCACUCAGCCUGCAGUUUAACGGCGACAUGGAGGGUCGCACCAUGCGACUCAUCCCAGGCGAGGACGGCAUGGCAGAACUCGUCAUUAGCGGAAAUCCUGACGGUGGCAGCGAAAAAGGCAGCAAUGCAGGUGACAGGAAGGCAUUGGUCACGCGGAGACAAGCAGAGGAGAUGAACGAAGGCAGUAUACGCAGCCACCGUAGUAGACGCGAAAGCCGAGUAGUACGAGAUUCUCAAGACGAUAGAAUUGAGGUGCAGCGACCACUGCGUCGCCGCGCCAAUUCCCAUUACGUUAACUGA